AUGCUAGAUAUCUCACACCCCGUGGAAUCGUCUCUGCCCGAUGACAGAAGAUCGAACUUCCAGGCUGCCUGGGAUGAGAGUAUAUUAAUUGAGAAAAAUGACGAUGCUCUCACGGUGUUGAUCUGCGAGUAUGUCCUGUCUUAUAAUAUCCCAAACCCGGCCGCCAUUCAUCCUCGAACUGUGCUAGAAAAUUACUGCUUGCAUAAAAUAAUAAACUGUAUCUGUAAAAGUGUCCCCACCUCUCUCAUCUCAUUAAAUCUUAUCAUUUAUUUUGGUACAAGGCUCUGGAAGCGGAAUGAAUAUUGCCGGGUGAAGAAGAAAGGAACAGAACAUUUCUCAGGCUAA
Aspergillus vadensis CBS 113365 is the source of this 345-nucleotide messenger RNA. RefSeq lists its product as uncharacterized. The transcript has 3 exons. NCBI's taxonomy places the organism in Eukaryota, Fungi, Ascomycota, Eurotiomycetes, Eurotiales, Aspergillaceae. Bases 1 to 345 code for a protein of 114 amino acids. The record is from RefSeq and is a predicted model, not a curated record.